GCUCUCAUGGUGAUUGGUUGGCUGGCUGCCAACGCUCGUGCUCGUUCAGACGACGGCUUUUCUAGCAUAUCCAGGACUGAAGACUCUUUGGGCAACUAUCAGUUCGGGUACGACAUCACUGAUUGGGAUACGAAUCGGAAAAGGUGGGAAGUAGCUGAUGCUUACAACAAUCGUAAGGGAGGCUAUUCGAUCACCGAUGUUGACGGGAAGGUGCGCCAUCUUGAGUACGUUGCGGACAAGUCUGGAUUCCGCGCAGUAGUAAGGACCAACGAGCCCGGUACGGCUCCUGGCUAUCAUGGGGACGCCCUCUAUCUUCGAAAAGGAGUGAAAGAGAUCAUAACAAGCUCACAACCAGCCUUACAACUUACCGGGCACGUCAUCAAGCAGAAGAAACUUGCCACGGUUCACGCGCUGGCUUCUGCUGCUCCGGUGCCAGUCGCUGUUGACAAGCCUAUCAUCUAUCAGCAGCCAAGUCUCUACGAUGCUGUGCAGCCUAAGCCCAUCGUUCAGCCAAUUAACGUUGCUAAAACUGUUGUAGGUCAGCUGCCCUUGGUCAGGCCUGCUUUUCAGGUUUACCAGACCUUCCAGCCCAUGGUCCACGUCGCCCCCAAAUCGAUUCAACUUCAGAAGCAAAUCGUUCAGCCUUUUGUCCAAUCAGUCGUACAUUACAAACCUCUUGUUUAUCAGCAACCAAUAAUGCGACUUGUUCCAGUCCCCAAAACCGUUGUUUAUCAGCAGUCCCUCGUUCAGCCCGCGCCCAAAGUAAACAUCGAAACGUACCAGCACGUCGAAUCGCUUAGUACUGCCAGGCAACCAAAACUCAUUGUUCCUGUCUCUGAUGUCCUGGCCGGACCGGUAAUGGAACCAGUUGUGCAGAAGGCUGCCGUUGCGCAGCGCGUCACACUAAAAGAGAAAAAGAUUAUUGUGACACCACCCCCCGCAUACACAGGCCCUCGACGCCGACCUCAGAAACUCAUUGAAGAUCCAUCGCAAUCGUACGAAACCCCUGAACUCCCGAAACUUACUCCCAAACGGGUACCUGGGUAUACUCCUGCCCUUGAGGACUUCGAGGACGAUUAUGAUUCGAUUACCGCUGCUCCGCCAUUGCAUCGUGACCGUGUAACGUACUCGCCCGACCAACGCGUCCUUGCCAUCUCAAAGUUCACACCUCUGUACAUCAAGCCAGGUGGCAUUACCAGGAAAUCAGGCUCAUUCCCUCCUCUAGCUGGUCCGCCCUCCCGACGAGCCCGCGCCUAACAGUCAUUCUCAAUAUCUCGCUCCCCAUAAGUUCCACUGUUCCGUUGAUCACAUAACAUUACAUUCACUAUUUCAUUGUUACUGAAUGAGAUCAUCUGAUAUAUUUCACGACGGGUACAAGAGCGCAAGUAGGUAUACUCUCUACCGAGUCAAGGAACUAGGUACAGCAUUGCAAACUAUAUAUGAACUGUUUAGUCAUUAAUUACUUGGAAAUUAUCAUCUGUGUUUUAUUUAUGGCUUAGAGAGUUAUGGCCAGUUUCUUUUUGACAUGUAUACAAUAUAUUCUUUAUAAAAUAAUUAUCAUUUUUUAAGAAAAUUCAACAAUAUACUUAGUGUUAGGUAUCGUCUUAGUGCUAUGGAUAUAGCUGAUCAAUAUCAAACGUUAAAUUACAAUUUCGCAUUGUUGCCAUAUUGAGAAUCGAGAUUCAGAAACUUCCCUGAAUAAAGAUAAAAUUCUCUAAAGUGA
Molecule: messenger RNA, 1723 nt
Organism: Varroa destructor (honeybee mite)
Lineage: Eukaryota; Metazoa; Arthropoda; Arachnida; Mesostigmata; Varroidae
Cellular component (GO): chitin-based extracellular matrix
Molecular function (GO): structural constituent of chitin-based larval cuticle
Source: RefSeq, a predicted model, not a curated record